Messenger RNA from Theobroma cacao (cacao), 2744 nucleotides. It is a transcript of the gene MCM8, whose product is annotated as minichromosome maintenance 8. Gene Ontology annotation, molecular function: single-stranded DNA helicase activity; single-stranded DNA binding; ATP binding. Lineage: Eukaryota; Viridiplantae; Streptophyta; Magnoliopsida; Malvales; Malvaceae. The record is from RefSeq and is a predicted model, not a curated record. Gene Ontology annotation, cellular component: MCM complex; nucleus.
UUUCCCUCCCGCAACUCUCCCGCCAAAAAGGUUGCGGAUAAACAAAUCAAAUCUCGUCGGAAAUUUGACGAACACUCGGUGGCCAAGUUUGAAAUCACCUUCACCACCGUCGAGAUGUACGGGGCUCAGGGAGAGAGCGCGAACGAUAAAUACGGUUCGAUCAAUACAAGCAACAUUGGCUCGAUCGUGCCCGUUUAUAUCACCGAAAACGAGUACUCCAAGGACGAAGAGAAGCUGAUUUUUGAGCUCAUUCGGUUCUUCUCCGCUCCUCCAGGGCAAGAUCUUGCUCACCAGGUGAAGGAUGAUUCUAGUUCCUUCUGUUUGCCUCUUGAUUUCCAAAAAUUUCGAAAGUUAUGUGAUAUAGAAGAAUUCUAUGCGAAAUUGGCAGAUAAACCUAAAAUAGCUCUCUCCUGCAUGAGUGCCGCAGUUCACCAGGUUCUCUUAAGCAGUUCGGAUUUCAGCUUGGAGGAAGGAAUGAAGAUAAAUAUUCGUCUCCACAACUACCCUGAGUCCGUGAUUGUUUUGAAGAACUUAAAGGCUGCUUAUAUUGACAAGCUUGUAUCUGUGCACGGUACAGUUGUAAAAGCUAGCACUGUCAAGCCUCUAGUGAUAAAAAUGAAUUUUGCCUGUGAAAAGUGCACAACCGAGAUCCCUCGUAUGUUUCCUGAUGGAAAAUUUUCACCUCCAUCGACUUGCACUUUACAUGGCUGCAAGAGCAGAACAUUCAAACCAAUUCGAUCUUCAGCUCAAGCAAUAGAUUUUCAGAAAAUAAGGCUACAGGAGCUGCUCAAGUUUGAAGAACAUGAAGAAGGUCGUGUUCCUCGAACGGUAGAAUGUGAAUUGACCGAAGAUCUUGUUGAUUUGUGCAUUCCUGGAGAUGUAGUAACAGUCACUGGAAUCAUAAGAGUUAUCAAUAAUUACAUGGAUAUUGGAGGAGGAAAAUCAAAAAGCAGAAAUCAAGGAUUCUACUAUUUGUACAUAGAAGCAGUUUCUAUAAAAAAUUCUAAGUCACAGUCUGUGCCUGAGGACUUGCAAGACUCCAAUAGUAAUGCUAGAGCAACAGAGCUGGUUGAUUUGUUCUCAUUCUCUCCAAGGGAUUUGGAAUUCAUUGUGAAGUUUUCAGAAGAACAUGGUUCAUAUGUCUUUCGGCAAAUACUUCAAUCCAUAUGUCCAUCAAUUUAUGGGCAUGAGCUUGUUAAAGCUGGAAUAACUUUGGCAUUGUUUGGUGGUGUACGGAAACAUUCAAUGGAUCGGAAUAAGGUCCCAGUCAGAGGAGACAUCCAUGUCAUUGUUGUCGGUGACCCUGGUCUGGGAAAGAGCCAAUUACUGCAAGCAGCAGCUGCUGUUUCCCCACGUGGCAUAUAUGUCUGCGGUAAUGCUACUACCAAUGCUGGUCUCACUGUAGCUGUAGUGAAGGACACCAUGACAAGUGAUUAUGCUUUUGAGGCUGGUGCCAUGGUACUUGCAGACCGUGGAUUGUGCUGUAUUGAUGAGUUUGAUAAGAUGACUGCUGAACAUCAGGCUCUACUGGAAGCAAUGGAACAACAGUGUGUUUCUGUUGCAAAAGCUGGACUAGUAGCAAGUUUAUCUGCUCGAACAUCUGUCUUAGCAGCGGCAAAUCCUGUUGGUGGUCAUUAUAACCGUGCAAAAACAGUCAAUGAAAAUUUGAAAAUGAGUGCAGCUUUGCUCUCACGAUUUGAUUUGGUUUUCAUAUUGCUUGAUAAACCUGAUGAGUUGCAGGACAAGCGACUCUCGGAGCACAUAAUGUCACUUCAUGCUGGAUAUGGAGAAAAUUCACCGGCAGUGAAAAAGCCACGUAUAGGUAAAGCAUCACAAAAUGUUGAAGGGAUAGGUAUGAGUGCGAAAGGAAGUUCUUUAGUUUCAAGGCUGAGACUUGACCCCAAGAAGGAUGCUGAUUUUGUUCCAUUGCCUGGUCCACUCCUUCGUAAAUAUAUUGCUUAUGCAAGAACCUAUGUCUCCCCCAGGAUGUCAAAACCAGCUGCAGAAAUCCUGCAAAAAUUCUACUUACAACUUAGGGACCGUAGUACAUCUGGUGAUGGUACACCUAUAACAGCAAGACAGCUAGAGAGUCUGGUGAGACUGGCAGAAGCCCGAGCACGAGUGGAGUUGAGAGAAGAAAUAACAACCCAAGAUGCCAGGGAUGCAGUUGAAAUAAUGAAAGAAUCCCUGUAUGAUAAGUAUGUUAAUGAGCAUGGUUUUGUGGAUUUUGGUCGAAGUGGGGGGAUGAGUCAACAAAAAGAAGCAAAGCGCUUUUUAAGUGCUCUGAACAAGCAGUCGGAGUUGCAGCAGAAAGAUUGCUUCUCCAUUUCUGAAAUAUACAGUUUGGCAGAUAGAAUUGGCUUAAGGGUUGCUGAUAUUGACACAUUAGUGGAUAACUUAAACAGUGUAGGUUAUCUUCUGAAGAAGGGGCCGAAGACAUACCAGGUAUUAUCAUCUUCCUAUUCACGGAGUCAACCAUCAAGAUCAAGAUGCUAAAUGCCAUCAUAAUGGAACAGGUAGGCUCCAGUUACACUUUCUGUGAAAUUCUAUUAUGCUUCAAGAUGCUUGAACAUGAGAAAGUGGGGGAAGGCUUCUGACCAUUUUACUAAAAUGCACUGGGUGUAACAAUAUGACCUAUGGACAGUUUCAUUGCUGUUAUGUAUACUAGAACUACUUACUGUAAGUCUGUAAGUAACUGGAAUUGUGUGCUAACAGAAGUUUAGCUUCAGCAUUAGUAGGAAUCA